This is a messenger RNA of Bombyx mandarina (wild silkworm), 2168 nucleotides long. Its product is annotated as 15-hydroxyprostaglandin dehydrogenase [NAD(+)]-like. Gene Ontology annotation, molecular function: oxidoreductase activity, acting on the CH-OH group of donors, NAD or NADP as acceptor. Lineage: Eukaryota; Metazoa; Arthropoda; Insecta; Lepidoptera; Bombycidae. The record is from RefSeq and is a predicted model, not a curated record. Gene Ontology annotation, cellular component: cytoplasm.
AUGGAGUCGUGGAAAGGAAAAAUUGUGCUUAUCACUGGUGCCGCAAGCGGUAUCGGCGAAGGAGUGGUCCGGCUUAUAUUGGAGCGAGGUGUCAAGCAUGUUGCUAUUUUGGAUGUUGCCGAGGAUUCCGGAAGAGCUCUCGAGAAUGAGCUCAAUACAAAAUACGGUCCCAACAGUGUGAAGUUCUACAAAUGUGACGUAACUGACGAAGAACUUUUUCUGGAAUUAUUCGAUACUGUCAAAAACGAACAAGGCUAUCUUGAUGUGGUCAUCAACAAUGCCGCGAUCAUGAACGACAGCUACAAAUCUUACAAAAAACAAAUCGAUAUAAAUGUGACUGCUUUAGUUACUGGUACACUGAAAGCUAUAGAGAUUAUGGGAAAGCAGAAUGGCGGUAAAGGAGGUACUGUUCUAAAUAUAUCUUCAGUGGCAGCGUUAUGUCAAUCUCAUCUGUUCCCGAUUUAUUUCGGGACCAAGAGUGCGGUGCUGCAGUUCAGCAACUGUAUUGGGUUAGAAGAACAUUACGCUAAAAGCGGCGUCCGAGUACUGAGUAUUUGCUUUGGCGCAACUGAUACUCCACUAUUGAGCGGAACUAAACUAGGCAGCUUUGAUGAAGAAAUAGACGGCACUUGUGUUGAGGCCAUCCAAAACAAUUAUCCUAUUCAAAAGAUGGAAUCUGCAGCCAAAGGUCUGGUCGAGGCCUAUGAGCACACUAAAAGUGGCGACACUUGGAUCAUCACAACAAACAAACCGGCGAAGAACAUCACUGAUACAGUUAAAAAGGCUUAUGAACUUUUAUCGUAUCACCCUCUUGCAUUGAAUACAUUAAAAAUAAUCAUGACAUAUGACUGGAAAGAUAAAGUUGUUCUGAUUACUGGAGGGGGCAAUGGGAUCGGAUCUCAUGUAGUCAGGAUUGCACUCGAGGAAGGGGCAAAGGAAAUUAAUAUAUUGGACAUCAACGAAGCAAACGCGAAAUCGCUUCAAGACGAACUGAACGCCAAACACGGAGUUGGAAAAGUGAAAUUCAUUAAAUGCGAUGUUGCUAAUCACGAAAGCCUAGUGGCAGCCUUCGAAGCUAUUUUAUCGGACAAAAACAACGAAUAUGUUGUCCUCAACAACGCUGCUAUACUAAAUGAUAGCUUGAAGACGUACAGAAAACAAAUCGAUAUUAAUGUGGCCGCUGUGAUCACUGGCUCAUUAAAAGCCCUUGAUUUGAUGAGGAAAGACAAAGGGGGCAAAGGUGGCGCUAUAAUCAAUAUGUCUUCAAUUGCAGCUCUUUGCCCAUUACCUUUUACACCCAUUUACAAUGCCACUAAGAGUGCCGUGAUGCAGUUUAGUGUAUGUUUGGGCGCUGACGAUUACUACUCGAGGACUGGAGUUCGUGUAUUAACUAUGUGUUUCGGUGCGACAGAUACUAGUCUUAUUGCGAUUGAGAACAUGGGAAGUUUCGAUGAAGUUAUAGAAACCAAACUCGGUGAACCUUUAAAGUUAUAUCCCGGACAAAAUUUCGAUGAAGCUGUAGAAACCAGACUCGGUGAACCUUUAAAGUUAUAUCCCGAACAAAAUAAGGCAGACGAUUACUACUCGAGGACUGGAGUUCGUGUAUUAACUAUGUGUUUCGGUGCGACAGAUACUAGUCUUAUUGCGAUUGAGAACAUGGGAAGUUUCGAUGAAGUUAUAGAAACCAAACUCGGUGAACCUUUAAAGUUAUAUCCCGGACAAAAGAUUGAAUCCGCCGCUAGGGCAGUUAUAGAUGCUUAUAAACAAGGAUCUAGUGGCAGUAUUUGGCUGGCCAAUGCUAACAAGGCAGCUGAAGACAUCACGCACGUACAUACUGAGGCGUACAAACUCUUGACCGCAACAGUAUUAAAGAGUGCGCAUUCUGUGUGCUUUGGGGUCACGAAAACUGGCAUUUACAAUAACCUGAGAAGUUUUGAUGAAAACAUUAACAAAGAUAUGCAACAGAUUAUAGAUUUAUAUCCCAUGCAGUCAAAAGAGUCAGCAGCCAAAGGUGCGAUAGAAGCAAUCAAGAAAGGUGAAAGCGGUAGCACCUGGCUCGUAGCUAAAGAUAGCCCAGCGGUCGAUGUCACAUCAAAUGUAAACGAAGCCUAUAAGAUAUUGUCAGAGCGUUUAGUUUAGGUAUUUUGAAAAACUUUACAAUACUUAAC